AUGAGAGAUAUUCAUUCAAAGCUUCCUGUCAGAAAUAGCACCGAACUAAUCGGUGCAAAGCUCAUCCUAAGCUUUCACAUUGAACAUAUCGAUAUCGUAAUGAUCACUAAUCAACCAACGACAAAUGAUCACAGACACAUCCAUUCACGACACACACACAUACACACACACAUACAUACAUACAUACAUACGCACAUACGCACAUACACGCAUACACACAUACACGCACAGACAUAUACAUUCAUAUAUAUAGAAUACAAAAACUUUUCCUUCAAAUUUUCCUCUACUCUCAUUUGGUAA
Molecule: messenger RNA, 300 nt
Organism: Loa loa (African eye worm)
Lineage: Eukaryota; Metazoa; Nematoda; Chromadorea; Rhabditida; Onchocercidae
Exons: 1
Coding region: 1-300 (99 amino acids)
Source: RefSeq, a predicted model, not a curated record